AUGCGUGACAAUUACAAAACAGCGGUUAUCCUCGCGGCGUUAUCAAAAGAAUUCAAAUGGGAAGAAGUUCCUGAUCGUUUAAUGUUGCGGGAGAAGCAAAAGAUGAGCAAAAUCAAUCGUAUCUUCUAUUUCUUAGCCUUUUUGGCAAUUGUGUUCAUUAUUCUAAAGGUGCAAAAGGUUGAAAGUAACGAAGAGACUUCGAUGAUGGAAUGGAUGAGCAGACUAAGCAAUGUUGAUCAAGCAGAAAGUACACUUGCGAAGGAUAACGAGAUCAAAUCUCUUGAACGUUUUGAGCGACUCAAAAUGAAAGAUUUCGAGCUAAUCGAUCGCAAUCUGACUGGUGAAGAGAUGUUUGUUUAUUAUGCUUACUAUGACAUCAGAGACCCACUUGGGCCAAGGAUUCGCUUUUUGGCAAACGCUGUUUGUCGUGAUCUGGACAAAAAAGAAAUUACGGUUGAUGUGGGUGAUGGACAGGAAGUGUUACCUCUUGAAUGGGCAAACGGGAUCAGCACUGGUGGCUGUGCCGAUUGCCUUCUUCAGGGAAUGGAUUUCGCAACCGUUGUACACGAGGGUCCUGUUUCAGACGAAAUUGUGAUCAGCCGGAAAACGAAGAGCAGAAAAGUGAAAUUGCACCAAAUCGCUCAGAAUUAUGAAGAGAAAGAUGAGAUGAAAUCGUGCAUUUUGUCACCCUUAUUUUGGUACAAUGAUUGGCCUCGUUUGUUUGUCUUCUUUGAGUGGUGGAAGCGAAAAAAUGGAAUCAAGAAGAUUCUCAUUCACAUUCAUUCGUUGUCAAAAGUGACGAAGCAGUUGAUCGACUAUUAUGUGAAUGAGGGUCUUGUCGAAGUCGGCACUUUCCCGUGGAUGCCCUUCACGGCCGACUACAACCCGAAUGAUCACAUCUUUUAUAAUUCUGUUCACAUCGCCACGCAAAUCUGUUCAGUUUGGUCGGACAGCAAGUACACAACGAUGAACGAUGUAGAUGAGUUGUUUUAUGUCAGGAAUUCAUCAGAAAAUCUUCUCAGCUUGACACAAAGACUUAUGGGAAGUCGAGCAACAGAAAUUUCAUUAAAAACUGUGGGCGCUCUCGGCUUGCAGGCUACGGCUCUCACAUUUCCAAGUGGUGGCUUGAGUGCGGAUGAAUGGAACUACAAAGAAUUCAAGACAUUGAAUUUUCUCAAAUCAACAACCGUAUACCGAUCUGAACAAUACACAAAAUACAUCUACGAGACGGCGUCAGCAAAGAAACCGUGGCUUCACGAGAUGCUCGAGUUUUUUGGGGAAAAGGAACAGAUUAGGCUAAACGAGGAUCAAGCCGUUUACUUGCACAUGCGGAACAACUAUAAUGCCGAGACUUUUCGAACCAGCAAACAAGUGCUCCUUGAUGCCAAUUUGAGACUUUUUGAGGAUGACGAACUUGAGGCAAUGAGGAACACUUUGGAUAAGAUCUUUCCCAUUCCGCCAAGCUAUAAAACGGAAAUAACCUUGCCAGUGCUCAGCGAGUGUCGAUUGAGAUCAAAAAACGACACCAAAAGAGAAAAAUGUUUAAAAACGACGGGUACAACGUGUUACGAUGCGAUGAAAGAUCUCGAUGAUUGGGUUUUUGCAGUCCCGAAUGAGGACAGUGUUUUUACUCCAAUU
This is a messenger RNA of Mesorhabditis belari, 1638 nucleotides long. Lineage: Eukaryota; Metazoa; Nematoda; Chromadorea; Rhabditida; Rhabditidae. The record is from the annotation of a GenBank genome assembly.